CACCUACAGUCCAUACCUUUUUCACUUCACAGAGAGUUUAGUUGUAGCAGGGUGUUGCGUUCCCUCUUCAUAGAGGCGUGCGUAACAUAAUGGGGGCUCAUCCGGGAUCUUUCCAUUAAACCCACCGGACCCUGCUGCUCUGAGCUCUCUGUGGUUAGUGAUUUGAGGUGUGAUGGUAGGUUGUGAGUUUGGAUGACUUGUUUAGUUAGUGUUCAGUAGACUGCAUUGUAUAAGAUGGCUGCCUCAGCCAUCUCCAAGUUUUUUGAAGCGCCCUCUAUUGAUUGUUUGGUGAGGUUUCGUAAAGUAGACCUUAUAGCUAUAGCUGACCAUUAUGGAUUUGUUGUCCCUGAGAAAGCCCUAAAGGCUGAACUUUUGGUGCUAGUCAGGGAGGGUUUAGUGAGAGAACGGAUUCUCUCAUUGCAAGGAGAGGAGACGGGUAGACCUUCCGAUGCCAAGUCGGAGGACAAGGCGGAGGAAGGGGUUUCUCGUACCCCUUUUACAUUGCCCCGAUUCGAUCCUUUAUCUUCUGCUUCGGGUCGUUCAGAUGGAACUGCUAGGCUGAAGGUGAGGCUGGCUCGGUUAGAAAUGGAGCAAAAAGAUAAAGAGAGACAAAUGAAUUUUGAACUUGAAAUUAGGAGAAUAGAAGCUGACAAGGAGGUGAGGAUCCGACAACUGGAGCUAGACGCUCGCUCCAGUGCGACUCCACAAGCUGCUCAUCAUCCAACCCACUUCGAUGUGAGUAAAAACAUAGCUUUAGUCCCUCCAUUCCGAGAGUCGGAAGUGGAUUCUUAUUUCUCUGCGUUUGAGCGUGUAGCCGCUGCGCUGCAUUGGCCACUCGAGGUUUGGCCGCUCCUGUUACAAUGUAAAUUGUCUGGGAAAGCCCAGGAAGUAGUAGCUGCUCUCUCCCUGGAAGACAGUUUACAUUACGAUACAGUUAAAACUACUGUGUUGCGGGCUUAUGAGUUGGUGCCUGAAGCUUAUAGACAGCGCUUCAGGAACCACAAACUCUCAACGUACAUUUGUUGAAUUUGCUAGGGACAAAGAGUCUCUGUUUAGUCGCUGGUGUUCAGCCAGCAAAGCUAACACCUUUGCUGAUAUUAAGGAGUUGAUGCUGUUGGAGGAUUUUAAAGGCAACCUCCCAGAUAGAAUUGUAGUUCAUUUAAAUGAACAGAAAGUGGUGACAUUGGCCCAAGCAGCAGUGUUGGCAGAUGAGUACGCUUUGACACACAAGACUGUCUUUGGUGCAACACGUUUUGAAGGCCGGACGAUUACGUCAUCAGUUCCUCAUUCAGGUCGCUUUUCCUCUGACAACACUAAGCCUUUUCAUGAAAUCCGUGAAUGUUUUUACUGUCACCAAAAGGGUCAUGUGAUUGCGGACUGCCCAGUUUUGAAAAAUAAACCGAAACAGUCCCAGUCACCGUCCCCAAAAAUGAAAAGUUUGGGUUUAGUCAAGUCUUUGGCUCGUCCAUUGGAUCGAGUUGUUGUUUCAGCAUUUGAGAAACCGGAUCCUGUCUAUGCUCCGUUUAUCUCUGCCGGUUAUGUUUCCUUAACAGGAGAACAAGCUGAUCAAAGGCCUAUCCAAAUCCUACGAGACACUGGGGCGGCGCAGUCAGUAAUCAUUACUGAUGCUUUACCCUGGUCUACUGAAACGUAUUGUGGCUCACAUGUCAUAUUACAGGGGAUAGAGACAAAAACCGUGCCUGUACCAUUACACUGGGUCCACUUAGUGUCAGACUUGGUAUCAGGACGUUUCCGUGUUGGUGUAGUAUCUACACUGCCAGUAAAAGGAGUCAAAUUGCUACUAGGGAAUGAUAUUGCUGGUGGUAAUGUCAUUCCUGUGUUAGAGGUAGUAGACAAUCCAGAAAUCAGAACUACAGAUGAGAAAUUGGUUCAAGCAUUUCCACAUGUUUUUCCUGCUUGUGUGUUAACGAGGGCACAAUCUCGCAAGCUAGGAGAUGUGGUGGAUUUGGCUAGUUCUAUUUUUGAGAAUGUUGAGGUAGAAGAAAAUGCCCCGAGUAUGCCUUCUGCAAUGCCGACAGUUUUUACCCCCGUAAAAACUAAGGCAGGGGAAAACGAAAUUGUGCCCCAAUUACAUGACAUUCUUUUGUCUGUCACCCCUGAGAAGGUGAUUGAAUGUCAAAAAGAAGACACCAGUCUUCGCAAGUGUUUUGCUUUGGUAAUUUCCAUUGAGGAAGCAAAAACUAGAGAGACCGCCUACUUUAUGGAAGCAGGAGUUUUGAUGCGUAAAUGGGCAUCUCAUGACACCAUUAAUGACUGGAGUGAAGUGUGUCAAGUGGUUGUUCCUACACCGUUCCGACAGCAGGUUCUGUCACUCGCCCAUGACCAGGCGUGGUCUGGACACUUGGGGAUCACAAAGACUUAUAACCGGGUCCUUCGUCAUUUCUUCUGGCCAGGUUUGAAGUCUGACGUGGUCCAAUUUUGUAAAACAUGUCACAUAUGUCAACUCACUGGGAAAGUGAAUCAAACAGUUCCACGAGCGCCACUCUGCCUGAUUCCUGUGGUGGGGGAACCGUUUGAAAGAGUGAUAAUUGAUUGUGUAGGUCCAUUGCCGAAAACCAGGUCAGGUAACCAGUUCUUACUAACAAUAAUGUGCAGUGCUACUCGAUACCCAGAGGCUAUUCCUCUCUGUACUAUAACGGCUAAGACUGUGGUGAAGGCACUAGUGAAGUUCUUCUCUACGUUUGGACUCCCUAAAGUAAUCCAAACUGAUCAGGGAUCCAACUUCAUGUCUAAACUGUUUUCAAAUGUGUUAAAGACAUUGUGUAUUUCCCAUCAGGUCUCUAGUCCGUAUCAUCCAGAGAGUCAAGGGGCUCUAGAACGCUGGCAUCAGACGCUGAAGACAAUGCUACGCAAGUAUUGUAUGGAGACCAGUACUGAUUGGGAUGAGGGGGUGCCCUUUGUCCUAUUUGCUAUAAGGGAAACGAUACAAGAGUCCUUAGGGUUCAGCCCUGCUGACCUUGUGUUUGGACACACCCCACGGGGUCCGCUUAAAGUUUUGAAGGAGCAUAUCUUAUAUCCUACACCCAGUAGCGCCCCUAAAAAUGUGUUGGAAUAUGUCAGUAAGAUGCGGGAGAGACUGCACGCCGCAUGUGCGCUAGCCCAAAAGUCUCUCUCCUCGUCUCAAAAACGCAUGAAGUUGCAUUAUGACAAAAAGGCUGUUGGCCGUUCAUUUGCACCAGGGGAUCAAGUUUUAGUUUUGUUGCCAAUCCCUGGCUCAUCUCUGUCAGCACGUUUUUCUGGACCAUAUCUGGUGGAAAAGAAAAUCAAUGACACCAAUUAUGUGAUAAAGACACCAGAUCGAAGGCGUUCUUCCCGUGUGUGUCAUGUUAACAUGCUGAAAACAUUAUGUGCGUGAUUCUCCAGACAGCUCCUCAAGUAAGCCGGGCCAGCCCGCCGUCUCCAGUGUGGCUGCAGUGGUGCUGAAGCCUGGCUGGGACCUAGAUGAGGAUAAGGAGGACGGGUUGGAGUUACGCCAUACGUUACAGCAAGUGUGUUUCAGGACAUUCCAAGUCGCACAUCCAUCUUGGAACAUGACGUGGAUGUGGGGAACGCUGUUCCUAUACGUCAGCAUCCGUACCGGGUUAAUGCUAAGAAAAGGGAGGUAAUGAAAAGUGAGAUAGCUUAUGUGAAGGGCUCGGCGAAUGUGGUUGCUGGCGCCCUAUCACGGGUUUACUAACUGGGGAAGCGAUGGCUUUUGUUAUUGCAAAACUAGGUUUGCAAUUUUUGUGGUGGGCGUGUUACGUUCCCCAGUUUAUGUGUUGUAGUUUGUGUACUUGCAUGUGUUUAUUUCAGGAAAUGGCUUCCUGAAAUCCCUCAAGCAGCUGAUUGGUCGACUCCAGGGCUAAUUGGAGAGCUGACCCCGCCCCCUCGUCAAGCCACAGCUGUCUCCAAUUACACAUUCCUUCUGAAGCUAUAUAAAAGCUAGUGUUCUGCUGAGGAAAGAGAUUGUUGGAGGUAGGGAUUGCUGAGAGAUUUUUGGAGGUAGGGAUUGCAUAGAGAGAUUUUUGGAGGUAGGGAUUGCUGAGAGAUUUUGCUGAGGUCAUUGCAGAGGUCAUUGCAGAGCGAUUGUUUGUGAUAGAGAUUUGCUAGAGAUAUUUUGCUGGGAGGUCAUUGCAGAGUGAUUGAUUGUGAUAGAGAGAUUUUUGCUGGAGGUUGAUUUGCUGGGAGUUCAUUGCUGGGAAGUUGGUAUGUUUUGUGAGUUUGUUGCUCAGAUAUAGCUUAUUUGAUGUACUUUGUUUCUUAGUUUGUUUGUGAAAUUGUUUAAUAUCCUGUUUCAUUUGU
Oncorhynchus mykiss (rainbow trout) is the source of this 4302-nucleotide messenger RNA. NCBI's taxonomy places the organism in Eukaryota, Metazoa, Chordata, Actinopteri, Salmoniformes, Salmonidae. The record is from RefSeq and is a predicted model, not a curated record.